AUGAAGUUCAUCCAGGCGUUGCUCUUGGGCUUCUUGCCCCAAAGCCUUGCCUUCGCUUAUGGCGGAGGAUUGCCCGGGUUUGGGAAGAGACGUGUUCGAGUGCAGACCCGGCCUUGCGUGCAAGGCUGUGGGUGUAUUUCUGACUUUGACACCGUGGACGAAUUCAUAGACUGUAUCAAUGGAGUCCAAAGAGAAAUGGACAUGCGACUGGCUCGAGAUAGCUCAGUGUCUAUCACAAGUCCACAAACCACGCCAACGUCCACCAAGACGAAUAAUUGCAACGACAAAGGAGGUCCCUGCGACUGCGAUUACAUCCAGGAUAAAAACAGUGACGAAUACAGGCAAUGUCUCAGCAAUCCCGACUGCGAGCGCUGCUAUUUCACGGCGACCUGGACACCAACAACUACACCGAUCACCACUAAGAGCUCGUCCAUCUCCCUGAUCUCGAUUACUAUAUCAAUGCCCCUUCCCACGACGCCAAUACAAUCAUCUUCAUCGUCAUCGUCAACGACUUCGUCCUCCACGUCCCAGACAACCACUGGCGCCCCUCGACUGCCCGAUAACUGCUAUAUCGGCGGCCCCUGCGACUGCAGCUUGAUCGCGGACAAGAAAAGCCCAGACUACAUCCGCUGUAUAUCGAACCCGGCCUGUGAGCACUGCUUCCUCAACAACGGCACCUUGACCACACGGCCGAGCACGCUCAUCACUCAACCAACAACCCUGGACCUCACGUCCAUUUCUUCAACGGUGCAAGCAACGGCGUAG
Molecule: messenger RNA, 765 nt
Organism: Clonostachys rhizophaga
Lineage: Eukaryota; Fungi; Ascomycota; Sordariomycetes; Hypocreales; Bionectriaceae
Source: the annotation of a GenBank genome assembly